AUAGGUAUACAUCCGGUGAUGACGACAGGCGACUGAAAUAUUGGUGCUUGCUUUGAGAUUGGUGGAGAUCACGGAAUGGAGGGAAACAUACAACAGUUUAUACAGUGUGUCAUCAGUAAGGUCCUCCUGGACAAGUUGACCUUUAUGGAGGAUGUACAAUUCGUGGCUGACGUUAACAUCACUCUGGACAAGACAGAAACAUUUCGCUUCGUCGUAUCGGAGAGGAUUCUGAAGGAAAAUGUGCACAUAUACCAGAGACAGUUCAGCUUGCUGUUUGGGGAGAAAAAUCCAGAAGCCCCUGUAAGCACCAAUCAAACCUCAAUUACAGAAGGUGAAAGGUCAUCUACAGAUGGCGCCGCUCAAACUGAGCAAGGGGAGGAUACUCUGAGUGAGGAAAUAGAAACAGAGAAGGGAGAGACAGUUGAUCAUCUCCUGGAGCUUGUUGUAACUGAAUCCCAGAGCAGUGAAGAUAACGGUGAAAGGCAAGACAAACAUGGGAUAAUGGUAACUGACACAGAGACCCAAACAGAAAAUGUCGAUCAACGAAAACCCCGAAAGUCUGUCAAUCAACAGAAGAAAAGCAAACCACACACAGAUUCUUCAGCAGCAGUUAACCAGGAGCCAGAUGUAAUUAACAUCAAAACUGAGGUGAUUUCUGAUGAUGAACACUCGGAGCAAGUGGGGACUGUCACCAUAGUGUCGCCCCUACCUCCCACCGACCUCCAGACAAACACUGAGAACAAUGUCACAUGUCCACUAUGUUCAACGCAGUUCCGCAGUCAGAAAGCGGUGGAAAACCACCUGAGAGUCAUUCAUGAUAUAGGAAAUAUUUACAUGUGUCUGGUGACAUCUUGCCAGGAACUGUGCCAGUCCAACACCGCGCUUCACCAGCACAUGAUGACAAUGCACGGUGUACCUAAGGUAGAGGAGGCUAAACCCCAAAGUCCAGCAAAAAAGAAACGUGGACGCAAACCCAAAAAUUUGAACAAAGAGAUCCCUGCACCAGUGAAAGAGAAGAUCUCGACAACAGUGAGAAAGACUGUGAAUACGCCGGCAGUAAAAUCAACGGGAUCAAAAACAACGAGAAAACCGGUGGGCAGGAAGCGGGGCAGGAAAAAGGUAGGAAUUAAACUUAGUGUGAAGACUCCUGUUGCCACACCAGUUGUGAAAGUCUUACAGAAAUGUGCCGAGUGUUCUAAGGAAUAUGCCUCCAAGCGAGCUUUAAAUCGACAUGUCAGGACGGCUCACAGCGUAAAGAAAUAUCAGUGUGAUAUUUGCGGGAAGGUCUUCACAAGCAAAGAGACCUUGUAUCACCAUCGCCGUGGCAUCCACAGCGAAAGCAAACCUUACAGAUGCGAGGAAUGUGGUGCCUCGUUUAAUUUUAAUCACAGCUUGAGGCUCCACCGGCUGAAACACAGCGGAGUGCGACCUUUUGAGUGUAAAGAGUGCAACAAGACAUAUCUGACAUCGAACCAUUUAAAAAUGCAUGUGGAAGGAGUGCACGGUGGGAAGAAAAACCACGCAUGCAAGAUAUGUGGGAAGUGCUUUUCGUACACAACCAGUCUGAAAGUGCACGAGAUGACCCACGGUGAAUAUAGGCCUUACCGCUGUACCGUGUGUGGUCAAGGCUUUGUCAACAGCCACUCGCUGAAAUACCACAGAGAGGCUAAACACUCGCAGAAUACUUGGUUUGAAUGUGACUUGUGUGGGAAGAAAUAUAAAACCGAAUUCUUGAUGAAGACUCAUCGUCGACGUCACACGGCAGACGGAUCGCGCUACAUGUGCGACAUCUGUGGGAGACAGUUUAUGUACAAGAGUACGCUGGAAAUCCAUGCAGCAGUUCACAGUGACGAGAAGUCAUUCCAGUGUAGCACGUGUGGGAAGUCUUUUAAAACAUACGCAACUCUAUACUCCCACCAGUAUGUUCAUAAAUCGGAGAGCCCGUAUAAUUGUCCCGAGUGUGGAAAGUCUUUCAAAACCAAAGAACGUUGUAAGGCUCAUCAGAAGAGGCAUUCAGGCUUGAAACCGUACGAGUGUGAACAAUGUGGCCGAUGUUUCCCAGACAAAGGUGGGCUGUCAAAACACACCAAGACGGUUCACUGCGAAGUAAAAAUGUUCGUGUGUGACAUUUGUGGCAAAGCUUGUUCACGAGCGGACAAUCUCCGUGUUCACAUGAAGAUUCACAACAAACACAUGGAUUCCAACACUCCGGGUAGAAAACUCUUACAGACUCCAAAGCUGAACAAGAAUAUGACGGUACUGGAAUCUCCCAUGGAUGUGGGCCAAAAAGAUCCCCAGAGUCAAGAUUUCCUUAGCAUGUCCCCCAACUCGUCUCCAUCUCACACUAUGACAAUACCCAGAAUAUACCCGGACAGGGCUGAUGCCCCAUCCUUUAUUCCUAAUGCCACAGACCCUCUGACUAUUCCCUCGGCCCCAGCCCUCGGGGGGCAUGGAAUUCUUCUGACCACUCAAGAGUCGGAGCUUGGAGGCGUGGCAAAUUCUUCACUCCAACCCCCUAAUUCUUUGUCAGUGGUCCCCAGCACCACCACUCAGGCACCACCAGGUUCCUCCUACAUGUACAUGUGGCCGUAUUUACACACGCAGCACCAACAUGAUCAGAGCGGGUCCAACAAUCAGUUCUUCUAGGGAAACAAAAGCGAUAUGGUAUAUGGAUGAUCCAUUAUGUAACUGGUUUAUCGGUAUAUGAACAUUUGCUUCUUUUUAUUAGCUGUUUAUAACCUGUGGACUGCCUGCUUUUUCAGUAUCCAUGUUUAUUGCUUUUAAUUGACAUUGUGUGAUUUUGUUUAUUAUUUUCAUUCUUUUUAAAGUCUUUAUUUGAUAUUUCAUUUACAUACAGCAGUGCAAUGUACAUGUAACUGUUGAUUCUUUAGUUUACGUGAGUAGUUAAUUUCGUGAAAUAGACGUCAAAUAGUGAGAACUCGAAUUUGUGAGUGGACUAUUGAUUGAGAGCCUACACAUGUAUUUCAGCAAUAUGAAAAUGAGUAAUUUAAUUUUGUGAGUGGUUCUUCUCACUUAAUCAUGCAAUAAUAUUUCCUGGAAGAUAUUUAGGAACCUGCAGUAUUUUGUUUUCAUUCAUAAUGUGUAAAUCUUUAUAUGCCUUUUUUUUUUUUUUUACUGUUUUACACAUGCACAUAUUAUUAAUCUUAUGAUGCAGGCCAUGCUUGUUGUUUAAAGUGCCUAGUGCUUGUUUAUGUAUACAAUGUUUUUUAUUCAAUGAACUGAUAAAUAAACCAGAUGAGAUAA
This is a messenger RNA of Ostrea edulis (European flat oyster), 3264 nucleotides long. Its product is annotated as zinc finger protein 595-like. The coding region runs from base 76 to 2646 and encodes 856 amino acids. Gene Ontology annotation, molecular function: RNA polymerase II cis-regulatory region sequence-specific DNA binding; DNA-binding transcription factor activity. Gene Ontology annotation, biological process: regulation of transcription by RNA polymerase II. The transcript has 5 exons. The record is from RefSeq and is a predicted model, not a curated record. NCBI's taxonomy places the organism in Eukaryota, Metazoa, Mollusca, Bivalvia, Ostreida, Ostreidae.